Molecule: messenger RNA, 11628 nt
Organism: Centropristis striata (black sea bass)
Lineage: Eukaryota; Metazoa; Chordata; Actinopteri; Perciformes; Serranidae
Product: dedicator of cytokinesis protein 3-like
Exons: 55
Coding region: 199-6477 (2092 amino acids)
Biological process (GO): small GTPase-mediated signal transduction
Cellular component (GO): cytoplasm; plasma membrane
Molecular function (GO): guanyl-nucleotide exchange factor activity; small GTPase binding
Source: RefSeq, a predicted model, not a curated record
AAGGGACAAUAGUUCUGCUAACUCUUAUUUCUUUGUUGUGAAAUGCGGGAAAGCCAACUUUCCGAGUUGGCAAUGCACUUGAAGUCUCUUUGUGACUGUGCUACCUGAGCUUGAGUCCACACAGGAUCUCCAUGAAGCGACGCGCCGGGUGAUUACAGUACUUUCUUGGGGAUUUUGCUCUUUGUAGACCGGGACAUCAUGUGGACGCCGACGGAGGACGAGAAGAUCGGAGUGGUGAUCUGUAACUUCCGGGGCUCGGUGACUCAGGGUCUGGCUCUGGAGGUGGGAGAGACGGUUCAGAUUCUGGAAAAGUGUGAAGGAUGGUACAGAGGAUUCUCAACGAGGAAGCCAAAUGUCAAGGGAGUUUUCCCAGCGAGUUACAUUCACUUGAAGAAAGCCAUCGUCACCAACAGAGGGCCACAUGAGACUGUGGUGCCUCUGGAAGACCCCAUAGUUACCGAGGUGACGUCCACACUGCAGGAAUGGGCCUUACUCUGGAAGCAGCUCUAUGUGAAACACAAAGUUGAUCUUUUCUACAAGGUUCGUCACGUGAUGAUGGAGCUGAUCGACUUGAGGAGGCAGCUCCUGUCCGGUCACCUGACACAGGACCAGAGCAGAGACGUCAAGAGACACAUCACCGUCAGACUGGACUGGGGCAACGAACACAUGGGUCUGGACUUGGUGCCCAGGAAGGAGUUUGAGAUGGUGGAUGAAGACCAGAUAAGCGUGUCAGAUCUCUAUAAAAUGCAUCUGUCGAGCAGACACAGCGUCCAGCAGAGCACCACACAGGGCGACAGUACGCGGCAGCGACACGGCGAGCCGUGCAGAGUUCCAGUACCGCACCACCUGCUGGUCAACCUGAAGAGCUUCACCUACAACAGCAUCGGAGAAGACACGGACAUCUUCUUCUCUCUGUACGACCUCAGAGAGGGCAAGACUAUCAGUGAGAAGUUCAUGGUCAGACUGAACAAGAACGGAGGACCAAAGAAUCCAGAGAAGGUGGACAGGCUGUGUGCCCUCUUCACGGACCUGAGCAACAAAGACAUGAAGAGAGAUCUCUACAUCAUCUCUCAGGUCAUCAGAACAGGUCGCAUGCUGCUGAACGACAGUAAGAAAGGCCCUCCACACGUCCAGUACCGCCGGCCGUACGGCUGCGCUGUGCUCGCCAUGAGUGACGUGCUGCAGACCAUCUCCGAACUCAAGGAGGAGAAAGACUUCGUCCUCAAGGUCUACACGUGUAACAAUGAGAACGAAUGGUACCAGAUACAUGAGAACAUCAUCCGCAAGUCCAGCACCAAAUACACAGCACCCAGCACCAACUACGGUCUUAUCAUCUCUCUGCAGCUGCUGAGGGGCGACAUGGAGCAGGUCCGCAGGGAGAACCCGCUCAUCUUCAACAGGGGCGUCGCCAUGACGCGCAAACUGGGCUUCCCUGAUGUCAUCAUGCCAGGGGACAUCCGUAACGACCUGUACCUGACCCUGGAGCGAGGGGACUUCGAGAGAGGCGGGAAGAGCGUCCAGAAGAACAUCGAGAUCACCGUCUACGUGCUCUACGCCGAUGGAGAGAUCCUCAAGGACUGCAUCAGCCUGGGUUCAGGGGAGCCCAGCGUCCCGGAGCACCGAUCCUUCGUGCUCUACCACAACAACAGUCCUCGCUGGAGCGAAGUCAUCAAACUGCCGAUCCCCAUCGACCGCUUCAGAGGCUCACACCUGCGCUUCGAGUUCAGACACUGCUCUACGAAGGACAAAGGAGAGAAGAAGCUGUUUGGUUUCUCCUUCACUCCUCUGAUGAGGGAGGAUGGAACGACUCUUUCAGACGAGAGCCACGAACUUUACGUUUACAAGUGUGACGAGAACACCACCUUCAGUAACCACGCCCUGUACCUGGGCCUGCCCUGCUGUAAGGAGGACUUCAACAGCUGCCCCAGCAUCCCCUCCAGCCUCAUCUUCCAGCGCAGCACCAAGGAGACCUUCUGGAUCUCCACACAGCUCUCCUCCACCAAGCUCACCCAGAACGUCGACCUGCUGGCUCUGCUGAAGUGGAAGGCCCACCCAGACCGGGUCAUGGACAUCCUGGGCCGGCUCCGACAUGUCAGCGGAGAGGAGAUAGUCAAGUUUCUCCAAGACAUUCUGGACACAUUAUUCUCCAUCCUGGACGACAACACAGACAAAUAUGGACCGCUGGUGUUCCAGUCGUUGGUGUUUAUUAUAAACCUGCUCAGGGACAGUAAAUAUUACCACUUCCGGCCGGUGAUGGACACGUACAUCCAGAAGCACUUUGCAGGAGCGUUGGCUUACAAGGAGCUGAUCCGUUGUCUGAAGUGGUACAUGGACCGCUCUGCAGAGGUGGUCAGACAGGACCACAUCCAGGAGGCCAUGAGGGCUCUGGAGUAUCUGUUUAAGUUCAUCGUCCAGUCUCGGAUCCUUUACUCUCGGGCCACCUGCGGGAUGGAGGAGGAGCAGUUUCGCACCAGCAUCCAGGAACUCUUUCAGUCCAUCCGCUUCGUCCUCAGCCUGGACAGCCGCAACUCAGAGACCCUCAUCUUCACACAGGCCGCUCUGCUGAACUCGUUCCCGGCGAUCUUCGACGAGCUGCUGCAAAUGUUUACAGUGCAGGAGGUGGCCGAGUUUGUGCGCGGCACUCUGGGCAGCAUGCCAUCCACGGUGCACAUCGGACAGUCCAUGGACGUGGUCAAACUGCAGUCCAUCGCCCGGACUGUGGACAGCAGGCUCUUCUCUUUCCCCGAGUCUCGGAGGAUCCUGCUUCCCGUCGUCCUGCAUCACAUCCAUCUUCAUCUGAGGCAGCAGAAAGAGCUGCUCAUCUGCUCUGGAAUCCUCAGCUCCAUAUUCUCAAUCAUCAAGAGCAGCUCACUGGACACGUCGGUGCAGGAGGAGGUGGAGAUGAUGGUGGAGUCCCUGCUGGACGUCCUCCUGCAGACCCUUCUGUCAAUCAUGAGCAAGAGCCAAUCGCAGGAGGCGGUAAGGGGUCAACGCUGUCCGCAGUGCACCGCGGAGAUCACUGGAGAGUACGUGUCAUGCCUCCUGUCCCUCCUCCGCCAGAUGACAGAUAUCCACUUCCAACACCUGAUGGAAAACUUCCAGAGCAAAGAGGAGCUCAAGGAGUUCCUGCUGAAGAUUCUGUGUGUGUUCAGAAAUCUGAUGAAGCUCAGUAUUUUCCCUCGCGACUGGAAUGUUAUGAGGCUCCUCACCAGCAACAUCAUCCUGACCACGGCUCAGUACCUGUCUCCUGCUCUGCACAAGAACUUCACAGAAGCCGAAUUUGACUUUAAGGUGUGGAACUCGUACUUCAGUCUGGCGGUUCUUUACAUCAACCAGCCCAGUUUACAGCUGGAGAAUCUGAGUCCUGCUAAAAGGAAGAAGGUGUUAGACAAGUACGGCGACAUGAGAGUGAUGAUGACCUACGAGCUGUUCAGUAUGUGGCAGAACCUCGGUGAGAAUAAGAUCCACUUCAUCCCCGGGAUGAUCGGGCCGUUCCUGGGAGUGACGCUGGUUCCUCAGGUGGAGGUACGAAACAUCAUGAUCCCCAUCUUCCACGACAUGAUGGACUGGGAGCAGCGCAAGAACGGGAACUUCAAACAGGUGGAGGCUGAGCUGAUUGAUAAACUGGACAGUUUGGUGUCUGAGGGAAAAGGUGACGAGAACUACAGAGAACUCUUCGGUCUGCUAACUCAGCUGUUUGGGCCCUACCCCAGUCUGCUGGAGAAGAUCGAGCAGGAGACGUGGAGAGAGACGGGCAUCUCCUUCGUCACCUCGGUCACUCGACUGAUGGAGCGGCUGCUCGACUACCGGGACUGCAUGAAGGGAGAUGAGACGGAGAACAAGAAGAUCGGCUGCACCGUAAACCUGCUGAAUUUCUACAAGUCAGAGAUCAACAAGGAGGAGAUGUACAUCCGCUACAUCCACAAACUGUGUGACAUGCACCUGCAGGCUGAAAACUACACAGAGGCUGCCUUCACGCUGCUCCUCUACUGGGAGCUGCUGCACUGGGACGAGCGUCCUCUGAAGGAGUUCCUGCAUUAUCCCGCUCAGACUGAGUGGCACCGCAAAGAGGGGCUCUGCCGGAAAGUAAUCCAUUACUUCAACAAGGGGAAGUGCUGGGAGUUUGGGAUCCCCCUGUGCAGGGAGCUGGCCUUCCAGUAUGAGUCACUGUACGACUACCAGAGUCUCAGCUGGAUCAGGAAAAUGGAGGCAGCAUAUUAUGACAACAUCAUGGAGCAGCAGCGUCUGGAGCCGGAGUUCUUCAGAGUCGGAUUCUAUGGCAGGAAGUUCCCGUUCUUCCUCAGAAACAAGGAGUUUGUGUGUCGCGGCCAUGACUAUGAAAGGUUAGAGGCCUUCCAACAAAGGAUGCUGGGAGAAUUUCCGCAGGCCAUCGCCAUGCAGCAUCCCAACCAGCCCGACGAGGCGAUCCUGCAGUGUGACGCUCAGUACCUGCAGAUCUACGCGGUGACUCCGGUGCCGGAGAGCGUCACCGUCCUGCAGAUGGACAGAGUCCCCGACCGCAUCAAGAGCUUCUACCGCGUCAACAACGUCCGGCGUUUCCGGUACGACAGACCGUUCCACAAAGGCCCCAAAGACAGAGACAACGAGUUCAAGAGUCUCUGGAUCGAGAGGACGACGCUGAUCCUCACUCACCCGCUGCCCGGGAUCUCACGCUGGUUCGAGGUGGAGAAGAGAGAGCUGGUGGAGGUGAGUCCGUUAGAGAACGCCAUCUCUGUGGUGGAGAACAAGAACCAGGAGCUGCGGACUCUGAUCAGCCAGUACCAACACAAGCAGCUGCACGGAAACAUCAACCUGCUCAGCAUGACGCUGAAUGGAGUCAUCGACGCCGCCGUCAACGGAGGCAUCGCCAGAUACCAGGAGGCUUUCUUUGAUAAGGAGUACAUCACCAGCCACCCUGAGGACACAGAGAAGAUCACACAGCUCAAAGACCUGAUGCAGGAGCAGGUUCACAUCCUAGGAGUCGGCCUGGCCGUGCACGAGAAGCUGGUGCACCCAGAAAUGCGUCCCCUGCACAAGAAGCUGAUCGAUCAGUUCCAGAUGAUGAGGAGCAGCCUUUGCCAUUGUUUCUAUGUGGCGCUGCAGGGUCUGCCUGGGUUAGAGAAGGCCGGCUCAGGAGCCAACACUCCCAGAGGGAUCCUGGCCUCCCACAGCCCCAUGAGCCCCGAGAGCUUCAAGCUCAUGCACCGACACAGUGAGACAGGAAACGUCGGCAGCCUGCUGAUCCUGGCUGAUGGCAUGGUGGUGGAGCACCCCGAGGACUUCUACCGCAUGCAGGCAAGCCCCUCCUCCUCCAGCCUUAGCUCCACCCACUCUGCGCCCUCUCAGAUGAUCAACUCCGCCCCCUCCACCAUCAGAGUCGGCUCUCCAUCUCUGCCGGACAAAUACAGACACAACAGAGAGAUGCUGAUGCUGCUGCCGCCACACAGAGAGAGGCCGAGCAGCGCCAUGUACACCAACAUCACCGAGAACGGACAGCCGACGAACUUCCAGCGGGCGUUGUUCCAUCAGGUGAUCGGUCCCUGUAAACCCUGCAGUGACCCCAACCUCUCUGUGGCUGAGAAAGUCCUGACGACUCCCAGCAGCUGGAGUUUGGACAGCGGUACGAGGGAAGCCCUCCCCUUCCUCUCUGCUCAUGUCGGCAGUGUGAUGGCGCCUCCUGUCCCCCCACGCAACCUGCCUCAUGGCCAACACCUGUCGAUGCACUUUGACGCUUUCCACCACCAGGUCAGCGACCUCCCUCCAGCUCUCCCUGCGCGCUCCUUAAGAAAGUCUCCCCUGCACCCUAUACCUGCCUCGCCCACCAGUCCACAGUCCAUCCUGGAUGGCAGUAACUCCACCCUGUCAGGCAGCGCCAGCUCCGGAGUCUCCUCCCUCAGCGAGAGCAACUUCGGGGGCCCCACCUCCUCCUCCGACCCCCCCGCCAGCCGCACAGACACCCUGGAGUCGGCCCCCAGCAGCCAGGCCUGGACCACCGACCAGGAGGACCUGGACUCUCCUUACCAGCCCGUCAGGUACAGCGUCUCCGAGCCUGACGUCCUGGACGGAGUCAAGCCCCCGCCCUGCCGCAGCCACUCCGCCCCGGGGGGGGUCACCCCGGCCCAGGCGGGGGGUCAGAUCCAGCCCCAGGCUCCGGGUUCGGCCCCCACCGGAGCUUCACAGCAGCAGGACGGGGUGCAGCACCCCCAACACCUCUACUACCACCACCACCACUUCCACCCGCACUACAUCCCCCACCACCCGCCUCUCUACCACCUCCACGAGCCUCCUCCAGCCCUGCCCCCCAAACCCUACCUCAGAGAGGGCUGUAUCCCCGAAGAGGACCCCCUGAACACCCAGUCCACCCCUACUCCUCCCGCCCCCCGGCCCAUGCCGCGCAAGAUCUCCCAGCCCAUAAUCGCAGCGACCAAGGAUGAGCAGGCGAAGGUGGCGUGGGAGCACGGCAUCAGCGAGGAGUGAGGCGUCCACAUGACAUUUAACGUGGGAUUUAAAUAAACAGAAUAUAAACUCUUGGAAGAAGAGAGAAAGAAGUGAGGCAAACUGAAGCUGAGAGAUGAUGAGAAACAGACCACUGCUGUCGUCCUGCUCCAAUAACCAAACUAAAGGACUCUCAGCUCGGCCUCAGCAGCUCCGUAUCCACAACGUGUUUUCCUUCUAACCAAAUCCCUUUUCUCCUUUCACUGCAUCCCUGUAUGAGCUUCAUCUGUUCAGUUAAAUCAAGAAAUAAUAUUUAAUCACUAAAUCCAUCAUGAUAAUCUCUCACGGCUGAACUCAGAUUGCACAGACACGCACUUAUCUCAUGUUAGACUUUAUUUUCACUGAGAGCAUUAAAACAUUUAACAUUCAGAAGUUUAAAGAUUUGAGAUGAAAGAAGUUACACCCUGUGGUUACCUCGCUCCGGAGACGUUUAGACAAGCAGCACUUUAAUAGAGAAACAGGGUGCCAAAAUAUGUCAGAUUAAUUAUUUAGAUGCUACAUGAAGAUUAAUUGAUGAUCUCAUUAUGAGAAAGAACAUAAAAACAGAGAAAUUAUAAAAUGAAGACCAAUCAAACGAAUCCUUCAUGUUAUUCAUCAGAUAAUCAGCUGAAACAACAACAAACAUCCGGCGAAAAGUAUUUAUAUUUUCCAACAAAAACAUCACAGUAUGUAGAUAAAUGUAAUACAAUAUAUAGAAGUAUAUAUAUAUAUAAUUUAUAUUUAAUCCUUGUACUUUUGAAGGUGAAACUUAUGUAGAAAUAUGCAAGACGAGCGACUCCCCGAGCCGCCAGUAGCUGCUUGAUGAGACAAGAUGUACACACACACACACACACACACACACACACACUCACACUCGCAGGUGUUUUGAAAAUGUUGCAUCCCACAGAUCUGUGAUGUUAAAGGCCUUGUUCCCCUGUGAGGGACUCUGUUCUAGCUCUGGAGGCAUCAGACGGAGGACGUUUAUAGAGAAUAUUAACUAAAAUAAAUAUACACUUUUUGCCAUUUUUUUAUGAACUGUAAUGACUGUACAUUUUUUAAUCAGGAAACGGUUUUGUAUGCAUGUUGAUUUACUGGCAGUUAAACAGAAACGGUGAAGCACUGGAGAACUUCUGUGCACUGAUGUCUUUAUAGAUUAGAAUCACCAACAAUGUUCAAUCUGCAAGAUUUAUCUCAGAGAAAACGAACUGUGACGGAUAAUGCUUUUGUUUGUUUUGUGAAAAACUUUUUAGCCAACAGCUCAGAUGAUGUACAUACUGUCACGUGUCCAAUCACUCCCCUCUUUUCUGUUUGUAAAGAACAAACCUGAACUGUGAACAGCUGUUAGCUCGCCUGGUUUAGCUUCUGAAGUACCAAACAUGGUCAGUGUUUCCUGCCUGAUGCUGGAUCAGAUCCUUACUGUGUGAAGAACAGUUUAUGUGCACAGACCUGAAUCACAAAGUCUUAGCCUCUGAAAGAAAUGUUAAAAGAUAAGGCUGCUGAUACUCUGCACUGUUAUUUUAUUUUGACUCUCCUGUUUCCAUAAAUACGAGAAAUUUUGGAUUAAUCCGCAGCUAAAAAUAGUCCCUAACAAAUACUCCUGCUCGUUUGCUAAGAAUAAACUUUAGUGAUCAGCUGUGACACUAUAAAGCUACUUCUCUAAAAUUGGAGCAAAAAAGACCCUGAUUACUAAUCCUCUCAACCCUGAAACAUGUUUUCUCUUAAAGAUCGGCAAAAAUACAGCGUUUAUGGUAGAAAGAAACUGUAAAAACAGGCAUUAUCAUCAAAUGUUGAACAUUCUGACAGUCCUUGAAUAAGUAAUAGGUCAUGAACGUUUCCAUCAGAAAAACCAUCAGACCAAAACAAAGUUUAAAUUGAAUUUCUGUCAGUAUCACUUUAUUCUUCUUCUCUUUAUUCUAUGUUUCAUUUAAAAUAAAGUGUUUGCACUAACCAGAUCCUGUUAAAAACAUUAAAUUCUGCUCCUCAGACACUGUGAAGACAUGAUUGAUUCUGCUCAGACCAACGGUCACAUGACAAAUAUUCACUGAAAAUCUGUUUACACAGACCAGAGAGGAGAGGACAGGAGAGGAGAGGCUGUUUACACAGAGCAGAGAGGAGAGGACAGGAGAGGAGAGGACAGAAGAGGCUGGAAACAUGUCAAUACUUCAAAAUGUAGAAUAUGUGGAGAAAAUUUUUUCUUUUUUUCUUUUUUCUGAUUUCUGUCAAAAAGAAAGAAAGUCUGCACAAAGAAUCGUUUGAGUUGUUCCCACCAUGAUUGUGCUGAUUCUACAGAGCUGCAGGAUUUAUAGAUUUAUAUAGAUUUUAUAUAUUGCAGAGAAAUAAAACGACACAGAGAGGAAAAUGUAAAAAAUAAAAAAGACAACAAAAAAGCGCCCAGAAAUGGCUUGUUGGUGUUCAGAGGGUAGAAGAAGCAUGUUAGUGCUGGAAGUGAAGAUGUGACAUAGUUACGUUGGUUAAGUAAAAACAUGAUACACUCAUGUUAAAUGACAUUAAUUUAUUGUUUACUUUUGUUUUCCCACGGGGACAUGAAACUCCUGAGUUUGUUCUCCUCUCACCUGCCUGAAGUCUGUUUCCUUGCUUCCCCGUUCACUUUCACACAGAAACAAAAAAACACAACAGAAACGUUGCAAUAAGUCUUGAUCUUUACACGAGGUGGUGCUGCUGCAUUGUUUUGUCCACAAGGGGGCGCCAAAAUCAACACAAAAUGAAGGUUCCUUAAAGUGGCUUUAAAUAUCUUUAUUUUCUGCUUCAAAUGAAAUGUCCAGAGAGAGAAACACUCUGCUGCUCUCUGUCAUGUGAAACUGAUUUUUCUGCUCAGUAGGAAAAUCAUCAGGUGUGAUUGGUGACGUCAUUACGACGGCUGCGUCCCAUUCGGUUUCUGUGUGCAUGCUGGCUCACUGUCCGGGCUUACUGGGACACUAAAUGUAACGCAGCCACUGUUAUCACUUCCACUUUUGCGUCUCUUGUUGUGUAAAUGUGUGAGCGUGUACUUUAGCCUGAUUAUUCACCACAAAAAUGAUAAGAAAUGAUUCUAAGUGAGGGAGAAAAUGAACAGCUAAGAAUUGUUCUGAGGGCUUUUAUUGUGAAAGUUUUGCUGAAGUUUAGUGCAGGAUGCUGUGUAGCCGUUGGUUUGUUAGGAGCUGUGCAGCAGGAGAGUGUUUCAGUGUUUUAUUGUUUAUUCUGACACGUUAACGUUAAGCAGCUCGGGUUUCCUGUUGGGACGUAAUUCAGUGCAGAUGAACAAAAGUAAGACAAAUGACAUGUUAUGUAAAGUAUGGCAUCACUUUGGUGUCUUUAUUAAUCAAUUAAUCAGAAAAUAAUCAACGCUGCACUUAAAAAAAUGUUUUAUUGCAAGAAAAUCUAGUUUUGUGUAGUUUUUUUUGUUUCUUUGCAAAUCUGAAAGUUUAGUUUGUAGUUAAUACUUCUGGGUUUGCAAUCAAAAGUUUCUGAUUUGCAUUAAUACUUUUUUUUAAAUCACAAAUUGAUUUUUUUUUACCUGCAAUUAAACACUUUUUGAAUUGCAGCCUGGAAAGUUUAGUUUGAGUUAGUUGUUUUAAAAAAAAUAAACUAGAAGAUCUAAGGAAUCUAGAGGCAUGUGUGUCAGGAUAUCGUGUCGGGAAGUUGUCCAAAUAACGCUGCAAAGUUCCGCUUUUUUUAUAUUUUAUUUUUAAAAAUUGAGAGCAGUGGAGCUUAAAGUUUUUGAAAGUUUGAGAAAAUGCUGCAGUUGUUGUCGUCCAUACAUGUUUGAUAUGAGUUGAGUUCAGUUUGACUGAAUACUUUGUUGGUCAGUCUGUGGGUUUCUGUGGACUCACUGUGGAGAAAUAAAAAGACUGAAGUGAGAUGAAUACACUGAGAAUUUUCUCUUAUUUGAAAAAACAAUUCUUGAUUGAAUUGAAUUUUGUGGACACAAAAUGCAGUUAAACAGUUAAAUCGCAACAUAUUGUAUCACAAUCCUCACCAUAUCGCAAAAUGCUUAAAAUCACAACAAUAUCGAAUCGUGACUCAAGUAAUGGGGUAAAAUCGUAUCGUGGGGCCAAUCGGCUGAUUCACAACUCUAGUGACCAGUUGAGCUAAUGCAUACUUAUCCUCCUUCAUGAAGAAUCUACAUCCUUUGAGGUUGUUAGACAGUUGAAUCAGCUCCUCUCCAUAACAGGUUCAACAAAACCUGAACAAGAUAACCUUCAUUAUAGAGGAUUAAUUACAGGACUGUUAGUUUAAUCUCUGCAUUUAGAAUAAAUAGACUCAAUCCUCAUAAACCAAUAUACCAUUUAUCUAAAUAUACAUGUUCACACGUCUGUGGCAAGAGAAAAAAACUAUGCAAAGCCUGUUCAGAUCAGAUUGUUCUUCUUUCUAUUCAAUGUCCGGUUUGAAUUUUAAUGAAUUCCUUUUUUCAUUGCAGUUUUUCUUCCUGCAUGCCUGCUGCUGAGUGCAAACAGACCUUUUUUAGUGGAGAAGUUAAUAGAAGAGAAAAACUUAUGGAGCUAAUUGUAUGUGCCAGCUGAAGUGCACAGCUUGAUAUAUAUAUAUAUAUAUAUAUUUAUUCUGUGGAAAGAUGUUUCUCACUGAGCAAUGCACUGGUUAGAUUUGCAUGUUGUGAAACAAAAACCACUGAAAACACUUGUUUGUAUUUCUUCGUAAUGGAUAAAAGAGGAGGAAUGUGAAGGGAACACAGAUAUUCAGUGCACGGAGGAGACGGGUUGAUUUCUGUGUACAUUAACAAGCAGAGAGUGUAUUUAUACUGAUCAUAAAGGGCAAAUCUUGUAUACAUGUAGAUUGUGAUUGUCUGUACUUUCUGUUGUAAAACUGUUUUUAAACCUAGACAACAGCAAACAAUACAAGUUCCUUUGGUCUAAUUAUUCUGAUGAUUUCAGGGCAGCUGUGGGAGGUUUAUUAUUAUUUUGUGUAUUUUGCAUCAACGACAAAUCCAGAUAGUGAAUAUGGUAUUCCUUUGUACAAUGAUGCUAAUAAGUAUUUCUUGUAUAUAAAAGUCUUUAUUGUGUUAGCAUGGGUAUAAACUGUGACGUGUAUGACAGUAGAUGUAAAUACUCACAUUUUUUUCCUACUCACUAAACAAACUGCUGUGUUGUGGAUUCAUGAUUAAUUACAAACAUUAAACAAUAAUGUUUUAUUGACUCA